Trichoplax adhaerens is the source of this 1704-nucleotide messenger RNA. RefSeq lists its product as uncharacterized. The record is from RefSeq and is a predicted model, not a curated record. Bases 1 to 1704 code for a protein of 567 amino acids. Gene Ontology annotation, cellular component: Golgi apparatus. Gene Ontology annotation, molecular function: protein binding. The transcript has 15 exons. NCBI's taxonomy places the organism in Eukaryota, Metazoa, Placozoa, Uniplacotomia, Trichoplacea, Trichoplacidae.
AUGAUUCCUUUCGUCCAAGUAUUCAACUCUCUUUCCAAGCUGUCAUCAACGUCAGGCUCGGUGGAUAUGAGAUCAUUCAUUCAAUGUUUCCACUUGCAAGGAAUCCUAUCGCGUAGACUGUUUGCAAUAUUAGAUACUGACAAAGAUAACCGAUUGAGUCAGGAAGAAUUUAUAGGUCGUGAAGGUAUUAUAGAAUCGGAUAUGCUAACAGUCCUUAAAUCAGUAAUUCUUCAUGGCAAAGAUCCCAACUUGAAUCUGAAUAUUGAAGAUAUAAUGAGGGAUGCAUACCAUACAUACCACAAGAAUCAUUCAACAACCGCAAAUAAUAAUACCAGCUGGCAAUUUGGAAGAAAUGGUUUACCCCCUCUUAAAAAACAAAACUGGAUACAUCAAAACAGACCAGAAGAUCAAAAACUUAUUAGUGAAACAAAUAAAUCCAUAGUGCCUCGAUCUUAUUGGAUUUAUAAAGCCAGCCAAUAUGAUCUAUCGCCUGAACUACGCAGCCAACAUUCUGCUUGUUAUUACAAUGGUUGUAUUUAUGUCUAUGGUGGAAGAACAAAAUAUUCAACUCUAAGAGAUUUUUGGAAAUUUAAUUUAUUUAAUGAAAAUUGGGAAAAUGUCCAGCCUAGAAACGAUUAUUCACCAUCAUCUCGACAUGGGCAAACGACUGUAGUUUAUAGAAACAAAUUAUAUUUAUUUGGUGGUCAAUUUAGUGAUCAAGAUGAAGCUUCAUUUUGGAUUUAUAACUUUGAAUUUAAUUUAUGGUCUCCAUUUGAACCGGAUGGUAGCAUGAUUCCUUCUACUAGACGAAAUCAUACAGCAUCUAUUAUAAAUGGGGCUAUGUACAUUUUUGGUGGCUAUAUUGAUUUUAGAGGCUCUACAAAUGAGCUUUGGUCAUAUGCUUUCGAAUCAGAUACCUGGGAAUUAGUCUAUCCGCUUGAUUACAAAGAUAGUAAUAGUCCACUUGGUCGUUACGCUCAUUCUACAGUUGUACAUGAUAAUGCACUUUGGAUAUUUGGCGGCUUGAAUGAUUUAAAUGUUACAAAUGACUUGUGGAAAUGGGAUAUUCUACAACAACAGUGGAGACGUAUUAAAUCGAAAUCUGGGCCCCCACCACUCUGUAAACAUUCUGCAGUUAAGACGAGUCACGGAAUGGCAAUACUUGGUGGUGAAAGUUACGGAGUUAUAAUGACCGACUUAUGGUUAUUUGAUUUUGGAACAACUCAUUGGCGUAAAAUACAGUUAGAUCGUACUGGUAUUGAAAUUCCUUUGCCUUAUUCCCGUCAUGUUUUACUAUCGAUAUCAUCCUUUAUGCUACCAGCUCAAUUGAAUCAAUCGAGUUGGUUAGUUCAUUUAAGGCCCGGCUCUUCGCCAGCUUCUUUUCUUUCCGAUAAUACAGGCGAAAACCAUGAAAAGUUAGUUGCUAACUUAUCUACCCCUCAUAUUCAACGGCUUUCUGUUGCUCCAGCUAAUAGCCGAUUAGGAGGGAAUUAUUCUCCCGAUGCAUUAUCUAUAGUAUCAGGCGAUAGCCAGCAAUCAACAACAUCGGAUUCACAAGAGCAAGAAACGAAUUCCUAUCAAGAGCCACCCAUUCCCACGGGUAUGACUUGUUUUUAUGUCCUUGGUAGCCAUGAAAUCAUGGAUCCCAAUAAAGCUGCAAGCAAAUCACUGGACAUUUGGAAAUGCUAUUUUAAUUCGAUUUAG